Poecilia reticulata (guppy) is the source of this 4302-nucleotide messenger RNA. The record is from RefSeq and is a predicted model, not a curated record. Lineage: Eukaryota; Metazoa; Chordata; Actinopteri; Cyprinodontiformes; Poeciliidae.
AUGGGGCUGCAGCGGUCCGAGCCGGUGCCGUUCCUGUGCCUGAAGAAUAUCCGGACAUUCCUAAAAGUGUGCCACGACAAGUUCGGCUUGAGGAACAGCGAACUUUUUGACCCGUUUGAUCUUUUUGAUGUCAGAGACUUCGGCAAGGUGAUCUCUGCCCUGUCGAGGAUCUCCCACCACAGCAUUGCACAAAUCAAAGGCAUCAGGCCCUUCCCGUCCGAGGACACCGCUCUGAAUGAGGAUGAUGUGUACCGGAGCCUGGAGGAGCUGGCAGAUGAACAUGACCUGGGCGAGGAUGACAUCUACGACUGCGUGCCGUGUGAGGACGACGGCGACGACAUUUAUGAGGACAUCAUUAAGGUGGAAGUACGACAACCCAUGAAAAUGGGCAUGACAGAAGAUGACAAGAGGAACUGCUGCUUAGUUGAGAUCCAAGAGACUGAAUCCAAGUACUACAAGACUUUAGAGGACAUUGAGAAGAAUUACAUGAUCCCACUGAAGCAAGUCUUGAGUUCGCAAGAAAUGGAGGCUAUUUUUGUCAACCUGGAGGAYAUCAUCCGGGUCCACUUUGCCCUUCUGCGAGCCAUCGAUACGAACAUGCUCAGYGGAGGAAGCGGCCUUGGAAAGAUCUUCCUCGACUUCAAAGAAAGGUUGCUGAUCUACGGUCAGUACUGCAGCCACAUGGAGAACGCCCAGAAGACACUGGAUGAGCUAAUAGCAACACGGGAGGAUGUGAAGAUUAAAGUGGAGGAAUGCACCAUGAAGGUGCAGGAGGGGAAGUUCAAGCUGCAGGAUCUCUUGGUGGUUCCCAUGCAGAGGGUGCUGAAGUAUCACCUACUACUGAAGGAACUUUUGAGUCACUCAGCUGACCGACCUGAGAGGCAACAACUUAAAGAGGCCCUGGCUGCUAUGGAGGACUUGGCCAUGUAUAUCAACGAAGUCAAGAGAGACAACGAGACGCUGAAGAAAAUCAGUGAAUUCCAAAGUUCAAUAGAAAAUCUUCAGCAGGUGAAGCUGGAGGAGUACGGCAGGCCAAAGAUAGACGGAGAGCUGAAGGUGUCCUCCAUCGUCAACAGAACAAAACAAGACCGCUACAUUUUCCUUUUCGACAAAGUGGUGAUUGUUUGCAAGAGAAAAGGCUACAGCUACGAGCUGAAGGAGAUCAUUGAGCUCCAGCUGUACAAAAUGUCAGACGACCCCAUGAACAACAGAGACAUGAAAAAGUCAAGUGGAAAAAUGUGGUCUUAUGGUUUCUACCUGAUCCACCUGCAAGGGAAGCAGGGCUUCCAGUUCUUUUGUAAAACGGAAGAAAACAAGAGGAAGUGGAUGGAGCAGUUUGAGAUGGCCAUGUCCAACAUCAAGCCUGAGAGAGCUACCGCCAACCAGCACAACUUCCAAAUGCACACCUUUGAUAAGAACACCAACUGCAGAGCCUGCAAGAUGCUCCUAAGGGGCAUCUUCUAUCAGGGCUACUACUGCUCUCGCUGUGGAACAGGAGCUCACAAAGAGUGUCUGGAAGUGAUCACCAUCUGUAAAAUCAAUCCUCACGACAUGGAGCCUGGAAUGUCACCAGGUCCAAAGAUGGUGGCUGUGAGGAACUACCACGGCACGCCGACGCCUCCAGGGAAGACGCCUCUCUGUUUCCAAACAGGAGACUUCAUCGAGCUGCUAAAGGGGGAUCCGGACACCCCGUGGUGGGAGGGGAAGCUGAUACAAACACAAAAGAGUGGCUUCUUUCCCAGUUCAUGUGUAAAACCUUACUUAGACCCGAAGCCUUUCCAGUCAUUAUCCAGCCGGCAGUCAUCAAGAGAAGCAGACUACUAUGGAUAUCCUUGGUUUGCGGGGAACAUGGAGCGCCAGCAGGCGGACAACCUCCUGAAGUCCCACUGCAGCGGGACGUACCUGAUCAGGGAGCGGACGGCCGAGGCUGAGCGCUUCGCCAUCAGCAUCAAAUUCAACGAUGAAGUGAAACACAUCAAGGUUAUCGAGAAAGACAACUGGAUCCACAUCACUGAAGCAAAGAAGUUUGAGAGUCUUCUGGAGCUGGUGGAGUACUAUCAGUCGCAUUCACUGAAGGAAAGCUUCAAGCUGCUGGACACCACGCUGAGGCAUCCCUACAAGUCCAGAGAACGCUCGCUAACUCGGGCUAGCACACGCUCACCAGCAGCAACCUGCGCCUCCUACAAUUUCUCCUUCCUCAGUCCACAAGGUCUGAACUUCUCCUCCUCUCAGAGCUCCGCUCCCUUCUGGUCAGUGUUUACUCCUCGGGUGGUGAGCACGGCAGUGGCCAGAUAUAACUUUGCAGCACGCGACAUGAGGGAGCUGUCCUUGCGGGAAGGAGACAUCGUCAAAAUAUACAGCAAGAUUGGCGGAGACCAGGGCUGGUGGAAAGGAGAGGCUAACGGACGGGUAAGUGCUACGAUAAAAGUCUGAAACAGCCGAGAUUAAAUUUAAUGAUUAAACCACUGAAGACCCUAAAGCAGGUGGCUGGCAGAACCUUUCUGUGAAACCUGGAURGCAUGUCAGCACUCUGUUUCAGAAAUUUGUCCCCAUUAAGCUGCACAUUUGACCGUCCUAAUGUGCUCCUGUGGUGACAGAAGGAGGCCAUGCUCUAAGCUCCCGCAGUCASAAAGCCAUCAUUUUCCGUUUCAACUUCUUGAAAUGGUCUGAUUUAGAUUUUUUUUUCAUGCUGUGUUACCACUUCUGUUCCUAACUUUAUUUGAAACUGUAGUAGAAAAACCCCUCCAUAUUACUUAAUGAACAGCCAGAGUAAACCCUGGCUGUUUACUCUGCCAGGGUUCAGCUUCUAAAGAGCUCUUCAGCUCUUUAGAAGCUGAAGAGAAUCAGCUUCUAAACUGAUUCUCUUUGCUCAAUCAGAGCUGCAAGAUUCUGUUGUGAGAAGUUUUACCAUUUCAGCAUGGGCUUCCUUUGCUUCUCAUCUCAGAUUCAGCCGCUAUGCCAACAGGGCCUCAACCAAAUAACUGACACAUAUGCUGUCGGCAUUUAACUACAACCACCUGCAGAAAGCAACUCAUCCAUUCCCUCUAGUUAUCCAUACCUCGUCCYUUGAAAGUUAGGAAAGCCUUUAUUAUUAUCUUUGGACCUAGAGAGGAAUGAUCAAGAGUCGGCAUGCAGCUUCAGUUAUUAGAGUUAGGAACUAGUAAUCAGGCCCAAAAUCUGGGUGAAGAUGGACCUGAACUUUUAGAAACACAUAAAGAUUACUACAAAGUCAGCCUUCCAUCACUUGAAGAACAUUUCUAGGAUUAAAAGACGAAUGUCCCAGCAAGAUCUAGAGAAACUCAUUCAGACAUUUAUCUUUAGUCUGCGUCAAAAAUCAGAACGCUGCUGCUCAAGUUCUCAUUAAAACUAGGAAAAUAGAGCACAGCACCCCACUAAGUCAUUAAAAAACACCCCACACUAUCAUCCUCCUACCACUUCCUGUCGUAUUUUUUAUCCUUUCUACCAGUGUUAACAUCUGGAUGCUGAUCAUGACUCGUAUGAUGCAAACGCAGCUACUGGCUUCCUGUACCUCAAAGAAUAGACCUUUUGUUUUGCCUUUAGUUCUGACAGUUUAUAAAAUACUGAAUGGUUUAGCAACAAAAUACAUUAAAGACCUGUUGCCAUUGUACUAACCUUCAGACGCCUCAGAUCUUUUCGUUCGAGUUUACUCUGCAUCGCCAAAAAUCAGAACCAAACAUGGAGACAACGUCUAAUUUGCCCUUAGAUAUCAAAGGGACAAAAGAUAUUCCCCUGUGUGGAGGAAAGGGGAUCGUCUUGUCCUCCAAGUCUUUGGGGACACAUGUCUCUGAGGACAGACAGUCAGUCUGUCUGUCACGCUGCUCAAAGCCUUCUCUCCCUGCGCCACUGAAAAUCUUUGUACGAACAGUAUCACAGCGUCUUUAGACUCUAAAAGGAAAAUCCUCAGGAGAGCCAUGAAUACAUCCUGAGAAAACCAUCGCUCUCUUAUCCCAGACUAGAUGACAUUUUCAGAAUACGCCACAAGCAGCAGACUCAGAGCUGAAACUUGUCAUCAGCUCUUCUGCCAUCUGGCAGGUGCUGCAGGGUCUUCACRGCCCACACCUCAGAGCUGAAAAACUGCUUCGUUUUUCUGUUUUUUCCCCCUGACACUGAACUCAACUUAUAAUCACUUCCCACUUCUUCUGUCACCACCUUCAUCAUCAUCAUGCUCUCAGUAUCGGGCUCUUAGCUGCCUAUUUCUACACCUGCGCUACCUGUGGAACAUUUAAUUUUCCUUAUAUGUGCUGCAAGGGCAAAUGUGCAGGAAACACGUUACAUUUUAUC